AUGAUGAUGAGUCGCAGCCACUGCCACACUGAAGCUCAGUUCUCUUUUCCCGAACACGACUAUGACGACGAUGAUUUCCACCUCCCUCUUACGCAGACCACACUUGCCCCUUCCAAUUCUCACCGUCCAUCCAAGAAGCUCAAGCACAAGUCAACGACCACACAUCACUUCGGCAAGGAGAACGUUCCCCCUUACGACACUGACUUUAAUAUUGAAAACUGCAGCUUGGAUUGCAUCCCUUCCACCAUAGAUUGCGCCACCGUUUGUCAUUCCCAACAGCAAAACGACGUCGUUCCUUCGUGCUCCGCGGAGUCCCAGGGCCUGAAGAAGAAAACCAACUGCGCGUACUUCCGAAAUUCGAUAGAGUCCAAGCUGGUGGCGUUGGGACCACACGCGCGGCUCAGCCACGGAUCUGGAAAACCUUUGGAUGAUAAUGAUGAUGAUGAUUCGGACCUCGAUCUGUUGCUGAAUUUGUGCAAUGAGUUAGAUGAAGAUGAAAGAUCUAGGAUGAUGCCGCGUGUUGAUGGCGUUGGAGGUUCUGUUCUUUGUCCACUGUGUGAUGUUGAUAUCUCUAGCUUCAGUGAGGAACAGCGACACCUUCACACAAAUCAUUGCCUUGACAGAGUGGAAGAUCAAGCUCAAGAUGUUGCAGUUCGUGAUGGCGAGAAUGAUGGAGUGGGUGCUCAAUUGGAGCCAGAGCCGAAGCCGAAAGUUGCCAAUGUUUCUGCGGUUGUUGAUUGGCUGCGCAGUAUCGGCUUAGCGAAAUACGAGGAUAUUUUUGUGAGGGAAGAAGUUGAUUGGGACACCUUGCAGUGGCUGAAAGAAGAGGAUCUAUUAAGCAUUGGUAUUACUGCACUUGGUCCCAGAAAAAAGAUUGUGCAUGCUCUUUAUGAACUUAGAAAAGGAACUGGCCCUUCAGAUGAGAAACAUGAGGAUGCUAUUGCAGAGCCUAGAAGGAGUGGAAACCAGAAAGUCAAAUUGCAACGUGAAAAAUCUGAAAAGAAAGUUGAUGGCAAAACUAAACCAGUGACAAACAAAUUGAUUACUGAAUAUUUUCCUGGCUCUGCUGGCAAUGGGAAGAAAACACCUGCGGCUUCAGGAGAACAGCAGGAAACAAAAAACAGUACCUUGGAUUCUGGCCAUAAAAGCAAGGCAAAAAAUACGUCUACAAAUAGAAAACUUCGUGAUGUUCCCCAAUGGUGUAGCAUUCCUGGAACGCCUUUUCGGGUGGAUGCUUUCAAAUAUCUCAGAGGAGAUUGUUCUCACUGGUUUCUCACACACUUCCAUUUAGACCAUUAUCAAGGUCUCACAAAGUCGUUCAGUCAUGGAAAGAUCUAUUGCUCUUCUAUUACUGCUAGCCUUGUAAAUAUAAACAUUGGGAUUGCCUAUGAUAAAAUACAUGUUUUGCCUCUGAACGAGAAGGUCUCAAUAGACGGUGUUGAUGUGACCUGCUUGGAUGCCAACCAUUGUCCGGGUUCGAUAAUGAUCCUCUUUCAACCUCCGAAUGGUAAGGCGGUUCUCCAUACUGGGGAUUUUCGGUACAGUGAAGAAAUAGCAAACAAUCCUUUUCUCCGGAUGUGUCGUAUCCAUACUUUAAUUCUUGAUACAACAUAUUGUAACCCACAGUAUGACUUUCCAAAACAAGAAGCUGUCAUACAAUUUGUUAUUGAUGCCAUUCAAGCGGAGGCUUUUAAUCCCCAGACCCUUUUUCUGAUUGGCAGCUAUACUAUUGGAAAAGAAAGGUUAUUCUUGGAGGUUGCUCGCACACUUCGUAAGAAGGUUUAUGUGACAGCGGCAAAGUUGCGUCUUCUAAAAUGUUUGGGAUUUAGGGAGGAGGAUAUGCAGUGGUUUACAUUAAAUGAGCACGAAAGCAACAUUCACGUUGCUCCUAUGUGGACACUUGCAAGUUUCAAAAGAUUGAAACACAUAUCAAGUCAAUAUGCGGGUCGGUUCAGUCUUAUAGUUGCUUUCUCUCCCACUGGUUGGACAUUUGGCAAAGGUAAAAAGAAGUCUCCUGGAAGAAGGUGGCAGCAGGGUACUAUUAUAAGGUAUGAAGUGCCAUACAGUGAGCAUUGCAGCUAUGCAGAACUCAAAGAGUUUGUGAAACUUAUAUCCCCUGAUAACAUUAUACCAAGUGUUAAUAACGACGGACCAGAAUCCGUCGAUGCCAUGAUUUCUCUCAUGUUGCCUUGAUUUUGUUGUACCUGUGAAAUAUUUUGCGAAUACUGUUGUAACUGCUACAAUAGCCUUAAUUAAAAAUGUUCCUGCU
Molecule: messenger RNA, 2269 nt
Organism: Arachis stenosperma
Lineage: Eukaryota; Viridiplantae; Streptophyta; Magnoliopsida; Fabales; Fabaceae
Product: DNA cross-link repair protein SNM1
Exons: 10
Coding region: 1-2193 (730 amino acids)
Biological process (GO): double-strand break repair via nonhomologous end joining; interstrand cross-link repair; protection from non-homologous end joining at telomere
Molecular function (GO): 5'-3' DNA exonuclease activity; protein binding; damaged DNA binding
Source: RefSeq, a predicted model, not a curated record